AUGGGUCGGCCCGAGGAAGGCAUGCAAGAAGCUCGCAAUGGUAUUAGAAGGAGAGCAACAUCAACAGAGAGCGACAAAUGCGGGAGGAGACGAAGAGGGAAAGGAAAGACUCAGAAAAGAGAGGAAUCUGGCACUUGGGUGGUAAUAUAG
Molecule: messenger RNA, 150 nt
Organism: Coccidioides immitis RS
Lineage: Eukaryota; Fungi; Ascomycota; Eurotiomycetes; Onygenales; Onygenaceae
Exons: 2
Coding region: 1-150 (49 amino acids)
Source: RefSeq, a predicted model, not a curated record